Molecule: messenger RNA, 1324 nt
Organism: Scatophagus argus
Lineage: Eukaryota; Metazoa; Chordata; Actinopteri; Scatophagidae
Product: CD209 antigen-like protein E
Exons: 6
Coding region: 135-866 (243 amino acids)
Source: RefSeq, a predicted model, not a curated record
CAGAUAUAAAUACUGGAUAUGUGGGCUGUUGUUACUCUGCACGUCCUGCCAACUUCUGCUAUUACAUGUUAUUUUUGAGCUGUAUAAUGAGGAAGGGGCAGGGCUGCCACGGUUCAUUCAGCUAAACGCAUGAAAUGUGUCAACAAAAAUCAAGCAAACAAGUACUUGAAACUGUCGAAGUAAAAGGACGAAGAGCAUCGAGCAGCCGCAUGGACUCCAGAAACCAGGAGGGCGAUGCUGAGGGGGAAACACCCGCAGGAUACUGUCAGACUUGUCAGCUGGCAGCUGGGCUGGCUGUUGUUAUGGCAACAACAAUCCUCGUCAUUGGACUCCUUCUGUGUUUGGUUUUAUCUGCAGCACCACACGCGGAUCAGAGCUCCGAAACUGAGCUGAUGGAGCGGCUGCAGCAGUGCCAAAAAGAGCUUCGCGAUCUGGACGUGAUGCUCCACGCUGUCGCUCAAGACUCCAGGUGCAGAUUGUGUCCACCUGGCUGGUUGUGGUGGAGGAGUCGCUGCUACUUCUUUUCAGUGGGACAGCAGGAAAAUCGUCAGUGGGCUGCGAGCGCCGAGUUCUGCCAGCAACACAACAGCAGCCUGGCUGUGAUCAAAGACUCUGCAGAGAUGGAGUUUAUCCAGGGUGUGAUGAGAAAGUUCCCUCAGUUUCCCUUCCUGUGGGUGGGCCUGACAGACACCGAGCAGGAGGGUCGGUGGCUGUGGUGGGACGGCUCGGACAUCCAGCACUACCUGCCGCUGACUGUGCAGUGGGAUGCUGAUCACAGGGACUGUGCAGACUUGAGGGGAGGUGGGAGUCUCUUCGCUGCCAGCUGUGAUGCUUAUGGACCCUGGGCUUGUAAAAAAGACUCCUGACAUUCAGCACUCACACACACAUUAUGUAUUUCUUUACAUACAACAAGCUCACCUUUUUUCUUUCUUUCUUUUUUGUUUUUUUACACAAGAUUUGGACAUUUUUACAUUUACAUUAAAUAUUAUAUAUUAUAUUUACAGCAUUCAAAAAGGCAACAGCGUGUUUCCAAAGACCUUUAUUGGAGAGCUUUGCAUUUGUAAACAAACAUAUAGUUCGAGUUGUGGUGUAGUAAUGAAGAUUAUUCUCCCGGACUGUGAAAUAUUUGUCUGAAGUGUAAUGUAGCAGUAGAAAGAAAACCCUGUAUGUGAAUGUGAAAGGGCAUUUUAAAGUACAUGUAUGUAGAAGCAGAAAGUGUACACAAAGAUAUGUGUUGUAUAGCUGUUAGCUUAAUUUUUGGCCAGAAUCCACCAACCUUAUUCUUUAAAAUUGCAAUUUUUUAAAAUAAAUAUCUUUAUAUUUA